Molecule: messenger RNA, 10660 nt
Organism: Mirounga angustirostris (Northern elephant seal)
Lineage: Eukaryota; Metazoa; Chordata; Mammalia; Carnivora; Phocidae
Gene: ATM
Product: ATM serine/threonine kinase
Exons: 64
Coding region: 668-9832 (3054 amino acids)
Biological process (GO): DNA repair
Molecular function (GO): protein binding; protein serine/threonine kinase activity
Source: RefSeq, a predicted model, not a curated record
CAGCCGCCGCCGCUUUAGGAAAUUCCGCGUUGGCUGUGCGAGUGCACCGUUAGGGGUGUGGAAAGCGGGCGGUGGCUUCUGCGUCGGGGGCUGCAGGCGUGUCCGAGCCGCUCGGCGCCGGCCCCCCCCCCCCCCCGACGACCGGUCUCGCCCGCUGCUCUGGCGCGGACCUUCCCUGCUCGCUGCACCGUCUCCCUCCCGCCCUCUCUCCGAGCCCCUAGCGGACUUAGCCUCGAACCUUCUUCCAGAUGCCCCGUUGCACGCUCCUGCGCGUCCCCUGUCCCUGCCAUUUUAAGGCCCCGAUUUAACUAGAUGACUAACCAUGUUUCCCCCCCUUUUGUUGCUUAGUUUUAACCCACGAGCAUCUCCUGAGGCUUAGAGUGGCGUGGUUAAGAGCACGGACUCAGGAAUUUCGUUGCUGGACUUGGAAUUUUGGCACACAUGUGGGUGCCCGCGCUGCCCUGUCUCACUGGAGGGAAUCCUUGCCCGUGGUGAGCCCUCAAGAGCAUUCGCUGCUGUUUUUACCAGUAAUCAGUCUUUGAGAAACGGAAGAGAGGAACACAGAAGGAGACAAAUAGAAAAACCACAGCUUUAGAAGAAAAAAGGAAGUUUGGGGCUGCGUCUUUCUGAAGUGUCACAUGUGAUGUGCUUUUUGAAAUUCUGAACCAUGAGUUUAGCACUUAAUGAUCUGCUUAUUUGCUGCCGUCAACUAGAACAUGAUAGAGCUACAGAACGAAGGAAAGAAGUUGAGAAAUUUAAGCGCCUGAUUCGGGAUCCUGAAACUGUUCAACAUUUAGAUCGACAUUCAGAUUCCAAACAAAGCAAAUACUUGAAUUGGGAUGCUGUUUUUAGAUUUUUGCAGAAAUAUGUUCAGAAAGAAACAGAAUGUCUGCGAACAGCGAAACCAAGUGUAUCAGCCUCAACACAAGCCACUAGGCAGAAAAAGAUGCAAGAAAUCAGUAGUUUGGUCAAGUACUUCAUCAAAUGUGCAAAUAAAAGAGCACCCAGACUAAAAUGUCAAGAACUCUUGAAUUAUAUCAUGGAUACAGUGAAAGAUUCAUUUAAUGGUGCUGUUUAUGGAGCGGAUUGUAGCAACAUUCUGCUCAAGGACGUUCUCUCAGUGAGGAAAUACUGGUGUGAAAUAUCUCAGCAACAGUGGCUAGAAUUGUUCUCUGUGUACUUCAGUCUGUACCUUAAACCUGCACAAGACAUUAAUAGAGUUUUAGUGGCUAGAAUAAUUCAUGCUGUGACUAAAGGAUGCUGUUCGCAAACUGAUGGAUUAAAUUCCAAAUUUUUGGAUUUCUUUUCCAAGGCUAUUCAGCAUGCAAGAAAGGAAAAGAGUUCUGCGGGUCUAAAUCACAUCUUAGCAGCAUUUAUUACCUUCCUCAAGACGUUGGCUGUUAACUUUCGAAUUCGAGUGUGUCAACUAGGAGAUGAAAUUCUUCCUACCUUGCUUUACAUUUGGACUCAACAUAGACUUAACGAUUCCUUAAAAGAAGUAAUUAUUGAAUUAUUUCAAUUGCAAAUUUAUGUGCAUCAUCCAAAGGGAGCCAAAACCCAAGAAAAAGGUGCUUAUGAAUCAAGUAAAUGGAAAAGUAUCUUGUAUAACUUAUAUGAUCUGCUAAUUAACGAGAUAAGUCAUAUAGGAAGCAGAGGGAAAUAUUCUUCAGGAUCUCGUAAUGUUGCUGUCAAGGAAAACUUGAUUGAGUUGAUGGCAGAUAUUUGUCACCAGAUUUUUAAUGAAGAUACUAGAUCUUUGGAGAUUUCUCAGUCUUACCCUACCACUCAAAGAGAAUUUAAUGAUUACAGUGCACCUUGCAAAAAGAAGAAAAUAGAAUUAGGCUGGGAAGUAAUAAAAGAUCAUCUUCAGAAGUCACAGAGUGAUUUUGAUCUUGUACCUUGGUUACAGAUUACAACCCAGUUAAUAUCAAAAUAUCCCUCAAGUUUCCCUAACUGUGAGUUGUCACCAUUACUGAUGAUACUAUACCAGCUCCUGCCUCAACAUCGACACGGGGAGCGCACACCGUAUGUGUUACGGUGCCUUACGGAAGUUGCGUUGUGUCAAGGCCAGAAAUCAAACCUAGAAGGCUCACAGAAGUCAGAUUUAUUGAAAUUCUGGAUUAAAAUUUGGUCUCUUACCUUUCGCGGUAUAAGUUCUGAACAAAUACAAGCUGAAAACUUUGGUUUACUUGGAGCUAUAAUUCAAGGCAGUUUAAUUGAGGUUGAUAGAGAAUUCUGGAAGUUAUUUACUGGGUCAGCCUGCAGACCUUCAUGUCCUGCAGUUUGCUGCUUGACUCUGGCAAUGACCAUCUCUGUGGUUCCCGAGACUGUAAAAACAGGAGUGGAGCAGAGUACAUGUGAAGUAAAUAGAAGUUGUUCUUCAAAGGAGCUGAUGAUGAAAUGGCUCUUACUCUCUCAGUUAGAGGACGACUUUGAGGACCGCACAGAGCUGCCUCCAGUUCUUCACAGUAAUUUUCCUCAUCUUGCAGUGGAGAAAAUUCUUGUGAGUCUCACUGUGAAAAAUUGUAAAGCUGCAAUGAAUUUUCUCCAGACAGUGCCAGGAUGUGAACAACACCAAAAAGAUCAAGGAGAGCCUUCAUUCUCAGAAGUUGAAGAACUGUUUCUUCAGACAACUUUUGACAAGAUGGAUUUUUUAACCAUUGUGAAAGAAUGUGCUGUAGAAAAGCACCAGGCCACUGUAGGCUUUUCUGUCCACCAAAACCUCAAGGAAUCACUGGAUCUCUAUCUCCUGGGAUUAUCAGAACAGCUUUUAAAUAACUACUCAGCUGAGACUACAAAUGCAGAAACGCUUAUCCGGUGUUCCAGUCUUUUGGUGGGUGUUCUCGGCUGCUAUUGUUACGUGGGAGUAAUAGCUGAAGAGGAAGCAUAUAGAUCAGAACUAUUCCAGAAAGCCAAGUCUCUAAUGCAGUGUGCAGGAGAAAGUAUCACUCUGUUCAAAAAUAAGACCUCUGAGGAAUCUAGGAUCGCUUCACUGAGAAAUAUGAUGAAUCUGUGUACCAAUUGUUUGUGUAACUGUACCAAGCCCAGUCCAAAUAAGAUUGCAUCUAGAUUUUUCCUACGAUUGUUGACAUCAAAGCUCAUGAAUGAUAUUGCAGAUAUUUGUAGAAGUUUGGCAUCCUUUAUCAGAAAGCCCUUUGACUUUGGAGAAGUAGAGUCAGGGGAAGACGACCCUGAUGAAAAUCUGAUGGAGGUGGAGGAUCAGUCGUCCAUGAAUCUAUUCAGUGACCCUGGUGCUAGUGAAGCGGGCAUGUCUGGAGAUGGCCAGAGCACUUUCGGUGCCAUGAAUCCUUUAGCUGAAGAACAUCUGUCGAAGCAAGAUCUACUUUUCUUAGACAUGCUCAAGUUCUUGUGUAUGUGUGUAACUACUGCUCAGACUGGUCCUGUGUCAUUCAGAGCGGCUGAUAUUCGGAGGAAAUUGUUAAUGUUAAUUGACACUAGCAUGCUAGACCCCACCAGAUCUCUCCACCUACACAUGUAUCUAGUGCUUUUAAAGGAGCUUCCUGGAGAAGAAUAUCCUUUGCCAAUGGAAGAGGUUGUUGAACUUCUAAAACCACUAUCCAAUGUGUGUUCUUUGUAUCGCCGUGACCAGGAUGUUUGUAAAACAGUCUUAAACCACUUCGUUCCUGUUGUGAGGAACCUAUGUCAAGGCGAUACGGAUGCUGAAAACACAAGGGAUGCUCAAGGGCAGUUUCUGACAGUGAUUGGAGCAUUCUGGCACCUAGCAAAGGAGGGGAAAUGCACAUUCUCUGUAAGAAUGGCACUAGUAAAGUGCCUUAAAACUUUGCUUGAGACCGAUCCUUAUUCAAAAUGGGCUAUUCUUAAUGUAAUGGGAAAAGACUUUCCUGUAAAUGAAGCAUUUCCACAUUUUCUUGCCGAUAAUCAUCAUCAAGUGAGCAUGUUGGCUGCAGAGUCAAUCAACAGGUUAUUCCAGGAUAUGAAACACAGAGGUUCUUCCACAUUAUUGAAAGCACUUCCUUUGAAGCUUCAGCAAACAGCUUUUGAAAAUGCAUACUUGAAAGCUCAGGAAGGAAUGAGAGAAGUGUCCCACAGAGCUGAGAACCCUGAACUUUUGGAUGAGAUUUAUAAUAGAAAAUCUGUUUUACUGAUGACGAUAGCUGUGAUUUUAUGCUGUAGCCCAGUCUGUGAAAAACAGGCUUUGUUUGCGUUGUGCAAGUCUGUGAAAGAGAAUGGAUUAGAACCUCACCUCGUUAAAAAGGUUUUAGAGAAAGUUUCUGAAACUUUUGGAUACAGACGUUUAGAAGACUUCAUGGCUUCUCAUUUGGAUUAUCUGGUUUUGGAAUGGCUUAAUCUUCAAGAUACUGAACAUAGCUUAUAUUCUUUUCCUUUUAUUUUACUAAACUACACAAAUGUUGAGGAUUUCUAUAGAUCAUGUUACAAGGUUUUGAUCCCACAUCUGGUGAUUAGAAGUCGUUUCGAUGAGGUGAAGUCCAUUGCUAAUCAGAUUGAUGAGGAUUGGAAAAGUCUUCUAACACACUGCUUUCCAAAGAUUCUUGUAAAUAUUCUUCCUUACUUUGCCUACGAGGGUACAGGAGACAGUGGGAUGGCACAGCAGAGAGAGACUGCUACCAAAGUCUAUGAUAUGCUGAAAGAUGAAAAUUUACUAGGAAAACAGAUUGAUCAUUUAUUCCUUACUAAUUUACCAGAGAUUGUUGUGGAGUUAUUGAUGACAUUACAUGAACCAGCAACUUCUGGUGCCAGCCAAAGCACGGACCUCUGUGACUUUUCAGGGGAUUUGGAUCCUGCUCCUAAUCCACCUCAUUUUCCAUCACAUGUGAUUAAAGCAACAUUUGCCUAUAUCAGCAACUGCCAUAAAACCAAGCUUAAAAGCAUUUUAGAAAUUCUUUCCAAAAGCCCUGAUUCCUAUCAGAAAAUUCUUCUAGCCAUAUGUGAGCAAGCCGCUGAGACAAAUAAUGUUUAUAAAAAGCACAGAAUUCUUAAAAUAUAUCACCUGUUUGUUACUUUAUUACUGAAAGAUAUUAAAAGUGCCUUAGGAGGAGCUUGGGCCUUUGUCCUUCGAGAUGUUAUCUAUACUUUGAUUCAUUAUAUCAACAAAAGGCCUUCUCGUUUCAUGGAUGUGUCGUUACGGAGCUUCUCCCUGUGUUGUGACCUGUUAAGCCGGGUUUGCCACACGGCGGUCGCUUACUGUAAGGAUGCUCUAGAAAAUCACCUUCACGUGAUUGUUGGAACGCUUAUACCCCUUGUGGAUGAUCAGAUGGAGGUUCAGGAGCAGGUAUUGGACUUGUUGAAAUACUUAGUGAUAGAGAACAAGGAUAAUGAAAACCUCUAUAUGACAAUUAAACUUUUAGAUCCUUUUCCUGACCAUGAUGUCUUUAAGGAUUUGCGUAUUACUCAGCAGAAAAUUAAAUACAGUAAAGGACCCUUCUCACUUUUGGAGGAAAUAAAUCAUUUUCUCUCCGUGAGUGUUUAUGAUGCACUUCCUUUGACAAGACUGGAAGGGUUGAAGGAUCUCUGCAGACAGCUAGCUCAACAUAAGGACCAGAUGGUGGAUCUCGUGAGAGCAUCUCAGGAAAACCCGCAGGACGGCACGAUGGUGAAGCUCAUCGUCAGCCUGUUGCAGUUAUGUGAGACGGCGGUGAGCCACACUGGAGAGAGAGAAGUUCUAGAGGCUGUUGGAAGCUGCUUGGGAGAAGUGGGUCCUGUCGAUUUCUCCACGAUAGCUAUACAGCACGGUAGAGAUACAUCUUCUACCAAGGCCCCUGAGUUAUUUGAAGAUAAAGAACUUCAGUGGACCUUCAUAACGCUGACCUACCUGAACAACACGCUGGUAGAGGAUUGUGUCAAAGUGCGAUCAGCUGCUGUUACCUGUUUGAAAAGCAUUUUAGCCACAAAGACUGGACAUAGUUUCUGGGAGAUUUAUAAGACGACACCUGAUCCCAUGCUGAUCUAUCUACAGCCUUUUAGAACAUCAAAAAAAAAGUUUUUGGAAGUCCCCAGACUGGACAAAGAAAGUCCUUUAGAAGGCCUGGAUGAUAUGAGCCUGUGGAUUCCUCAAAGUGAAAAUCAUGACGUUUGGAUAAAGAGGCUGACUUGUGCUUUUUUGGAUAGCGGAGGCACAAAAAGUGAAAUUCUUCAACUAUUAAAGCCAAUGUGUGAAGUGAAAACUGACUUUUGUCAGACUGUGCUUCCAUACUUGAUUCAUGAUAUUUUACUCCAAGAUACAGAUGAAUCAUGGAGAAAUCUGCUUUCUGCACACAUUCAGGGAUUUUUCACUAACUGUUUCAGACACUCCUUACCAACGAGCCGAUCCACGACCCCUGCAAAUUUGGAUUCAGAGUCAGACCACCUGUUCCGAUGCUGUGUGGAUAAAAAAUCACAGAGAACAAUGCUUGCUGUUGUGGACUACAUGAGGAGACAAAAGAGACCUUCCUUAGGAACAGUUUUCGAUGAUGCUUUCUGGCUGGAGUUGAAUUACCUAGAGGUUGCCAAGGUCGCUCAGUCUUGUGCUGCUCACUUUACGGCAUUGCUCUAUGCAGAGAUCUACGCAGAUAAGAAAAGCAUGGAAGACCAGGACAAAAGAAGUUUUACGUUUGAAGAAUCAAGCCAGAGUACAGCUAUUUCUAGUUUGAGUGAAAAAAGUAAAGAAGAAACUGGAAUAAGUUUACAGGAUCUGCUCUUAGAAAUCUACAGAAGUAUAGGAGAGCCCGAUAGUCUGUAUGGCUGUGGUGGAGGGAAACUGUUACAGCCCCUCACUAGACUACGAACAUACGAACAUGAAGCAAUGUGGGGGAAAGCCCUGGUGACGUACGACCUUGAGACGGCCAUCUCUUCAGCAACCCGCCAGGCGGGGAUAAUUCAGGCCUUGCAGAAUCUGGGACUCUGCCAUAUUCUUUCUGUCUAUUUAAAAGGAUUAGACCAUGAAAAUAAGGAGUGGUGUGCCGAGCUGCAGGAGCUCUGGUACCAAGCAGCGUGGAGGAACAUGCAGUGGGGCCACUGCCCUUCUGUCAACAAAGGAAUAGAAGGAACCAGUUACCAUGAAUCAUUGUACAAUGCUCUGCAGUCUCUGAGAGAUAGAGAAUUCUCCACAUUUUACGAAAGUCUCAGAUAUGCCAGGGUGAAAGAAGUGGAAGAGCUAUGCAAGGGGGGCCUCGAGUCUGUGUACUCUCUCUACCCCACACUCAGCAGGCUGCAGGCCAUCGGCGAGCUUGAGAACAUCGGGGAGCUGUUCUCCAGAUCAGGCACGGACAGGCAUCCCUCUGAAGUUUAUGCUAAGUGGCGGAAACACUCCCAGCUUCUCAAAGACAGUGAUUUCAGUUUUCAGGAGCCCAUCAUGGCUCUCCGCACGGUCAUUUUGGAGAUCCUGUUGGAAAAGGAAAUGGAGAACUCCCAGAGAGAAUGUUUUAGGGACAUUCUCACCAAGCACCUUGUAGAACUCUCCAUACUAGCCCGAACUGUCGAGAACACUCAGCUCCCUGAAAGGGCAAUAUUUCAAAUUAAACAGUAUAAUGCAGCUAGUUGUGGAGUCUCUGAGUGGCAGCUGGAGGAAGCACAAGUAUUCUGGGCAAAGAAGGAGCAGAGUCUUGCCCUGAGCAUCCUCAAGCAAAUGAUCAAGAAGCUGGACGCCAGUUGUGCAGAGAAUGAUCCUGACCUAAGACUUAUCUACGCAGAAUGUCUGAGAGUUUGUGGCACCUGGUUAGCAGAAACUUGCCUAGAAAACCCUGCGGUCAUCAUGCAGACCUAUCUAGAAAAGGCAGUGGAAGUUGCUAGAAAUUACGAUGGAGAAAGCAGUGAUGAGCUUAGAAAUGGAAAAAUGAAAGCAUUUCUCUCAUUAGCACGGUUCUCGGACACUCAGUACCAGAGAAUUGAAAACUACAUGAAAUCAUCAGAGUUUGAAAACAAGCAGGCUCUUCUGAAAAGGGCCAAAGAGGAAGUGGGCCUUCUUAGGGAACAUAAAAUCCAGACCAACAGAUACACAGUAAAGGUCCAACGGGAGCUGGAGCUGGAUGAAUGUGCGCUCCGUGCACUGAAAGAGGACCGGAAACGCUUCUUAUGUAAAGCAGUUGAAAAUUACAUCAGUUGCUUACUGAGUGGAGAAGGACAUGAUAUGUGGAUAUUCCGUCUUUGUUCCCUCUGGCUUGAAAAUUCUGGAGUUUCUGAAGUCAAUGGCAUGAUGAAGACCGAUGGAAUGAAGAUUCCAUCAUACAAAUUUUUGCCUCUUAUGUACCAGUUGGCUGCUAGAAUGGGGACCAAAAUGAUGGGGGGCCUUGGAUUUCAUGAAGUCCUCAAUAAUCUUAUCUCUAGAAUUUCAAUGGAUCACCCCCAUCACACUUUGUUUAUUAUACUGGCCUUAGCAAAUGCAAACAAAGAUGAAUUUUUGACGAAACCAGAGGCAGCAAGAAGGAAUAGAAUAAUUAAAAAUGCACCUAAACAAAGUUCUCCGCUUGAUGAGGAUCGAACCGAGGCUGCAAACAGAAUAAUACAUACUAUCAGAAGUAGGAGACCUCAGAUGGUCAGAAGUGUUGAGGCUCUCUGUGAUGCUUAUAUCAUAUUAGCAAACUUAGAUGCCGCUCAGUGGAAGACUCAGAGAAAAGGCAUAAAUAUCCCAGCAGACCAGCCAAUUACUAAGCUGAAGAAUUUAGAAGAUGUUGUUGUUCCAACUAUGGAAAUUAAGGUGGACCCCACCGGAGAAUACGGAAAUCUGGUGACUAUACAAUCCUUUAAAGCAGAAUUUCGUUUAGCAGGAGGUUUAAAUUUACCUAAAAUAAUAGACUGUUUGGGCUCUGAUGGCAAGGAAAGGAGACAGCUCGUCAAGGGCCGUGAUGACCUGAGACAGGAUGCGGUCAUGCAGCAGGUUUUCCAGAUGUGUAACAAGUUACUGCAGAGGAACACGGAGACCAGGAAGAGGAAACUGACUAUCUGCACAUACAAGGUGGUUCCGCUGUCUCAGCGAAGCGGAGUUCUUGAAUGGUGCACAGGAACUGUCCCCAUCGGUGAGUUCCUCGUGAACAACGAGAACGGUGCUCAUAAGCGAUACAGGCCGAGGGACUUCAGCGCCUUUCACUGCCAGAAGAAAAUGAUGGAUGUACAAAAGAAGUCGUUUGAAGAGAAAUAUAAAACGUUCAUGGAUGUCUGCCAAAAAUUUCAACCGGUUUUCCGUUACUUCUGCAUGGAAAAAUUCUUGGACCCAGCCGUUUGGUUUGAGAAACGACUGGCUUAUACUCGCAGCGUGGCCACUUCCUCUAUCGUUGGUUACAUACUUGGACUUGGUGAUCGACAUGUACAGAAUAUCUUGAUAAAUGAGCAGUCUGCAGAACUUGUACAUAUAGAUUUGGGAGUUGCUUUUGAACAGGGUAAGAUCCUCCCUACUCCUGAAACGGUUCCUUUCAGACUCACCAGAGAUAUUGUGGAUGGGAUGGGCAUUACUGGUGUUGAAGGUGUCUUCAGAAGAUGCUGUGAGAAAACCAUGGAGGUCAUGAGAAGCUCUCAGGAAACCCUGCUAACCAUUGUGGAGGUUCUCCUCUACGACCCCCUGUUUGACUGGACCAUGAAUCCUCUGAAAGCUCUGUAUUUACAGCAGAGGCCGGAGGAUGACGCUGAGCUGCACUCCACUCCUGGUGGAGAGGACCCGGAAUGCAAACGCAAUCUCAGUGACACGGACCAGAGUUUCAACAAAGUAGCGGAACGAGUCUUGAUGAGACUACAAGAGAAGCUGAAAGGAGUGGAGGAAGGAACAGUGCUCAGCGUGGGGGGGCAGGUGAAUCUGCUCAUCCAGCAAGCCAUGGACCCCAAAAAUCUCAGCCGACUUUUCCCAGGAUGGAAAGCUUGGGUGUGAUCCAGCAUAUGAAUUUCCCUUCAGCUCAACCUUUAGAAAUUAUACUGUGGCCUUCAUUUUUAACCCAUCCAACAGACUUUGAAUAGGUAUUAAUAUUUAACUAAGUGAACUAUUUACUGUUUUUAAAAAAGUGUUUAAUACUUGACUCAGUCACCUAAAGAGGCCUUGACAGUCUCAAGGAAAAUCUCCUCUAUCAAAUGUUAGAAGUAAGUGUCAUUCAUGCUGUACUUGUAGGCUAGACAUUUGUUUUUUCUUUUCAAAUACAUGUAUUGUUCUCCGUAAAACCCCUGACAGAUGCUUUAGCUGAAAGUGGAAGCAGCUGGAGGGCAGAGAGCAUCACUGACAGUGUUUGCUUGAGUAUGAAUUAGAAGAAAGAAACUGCUGGAUUGAGGUAGCUUUUAAUUAAAACUUAUUCCCCAGAUAUUAGAUAUGAAUGAUAAGUUAUUUGAUACUAAUUUAUAAAAGGAAGAAAAAAACUUUAAAAUUGUAACCAUCUAUAUAUCGUGGUAAAGCCACAUUAAAAAUAAGCAAUAUUGAAAGCAAGUUAGUACUUAAGAAAUAUGUCUGGGGCGCCUGGGUGGCUCAGUUGGUUGGGCGACUGCCUUCGGCUCAGGUCAUGUUCCCAGGGUCCUGGGAUCGAGUCCCACAUUGGGCUCCUGGCUCAGCGGGAAGCCUGCUUCUCCCUCUCCCACUCCCCCUGCUUGUGUUCCUGCUCUCGCUGUCUCUGUCUCUGUCAAAUAAAUAAAUAAAAUCUUUAAAAAAAAAAAAAAGAAAGAAAGAAAGAUGUCUGGAUUUUCAGUAGGAAGAUCACCCAGUGUUACUGAAUAA